This is a messenger RNA of Phymastichus coffea, 1044 nucleotides long. RefSeq lists its product as uncharacterized. Lineage: Eukaryota; Metazoa; Arthropoda; Insecta; Hymenoptera; Eulophidae. The record is from RefSeq and is a predicted model, not a curated record. The transcript is spliced from 3 exons. The coding region runs from base 83 to 448 and encodes 121 amino acids.
CGCCGCGGCGCACUGCUGUGAUCGUCAGUCAACUCUGUACGCGCGUGCUUGCGAGUUGGUGGCUUUUGGGCGCAACAGGCCGAUGAACAACCUCACGGAUAAGAUGGUGAGCGAAGCGGCGGCGUGGUUGACCACCGAGUCGCCGUUGACGCCAGAAGAGGAGGACACGAUCGUCACGCUCGUGAUCGUGGUGGUGGCCGUGCUGGCGGCGAUCGUUCUGCUGUUCUCCAUGGGCGUGUUCAUCGACUGUCGGACACAGAAAACAAUGGACGAGAAGGCUAACCGCAAGCGUCUGCGCUUGAAAAUGCCACCACUAGGUCGAGCGCACAAGCAGCGUUUGGGUAUGCGCCGGGAGGACUCCAAAUGUUUGGCCGCGGACAUGUGCCCGAACGGUUCGAGUGACGCAGCGCUGCCAACGACAUCCAACAGCCUCGAAGCCGUGGUCUGAGACACGUCGAUGAAACGUGCAACGACUUCGAUUCGACUAGGCUUUACGUGCAACUCGUUGCAUACGACGACUCUUUGAUUUCGCAUGCAUGACGGACUUAAGUGUGCAACUGGGACGGAAGGGUGAAUCUUCAUUUUUGGUUUUCUGUAUUGUACAUAUACGGUAUGCGAUUAUCUAUUGUAAUAUAUACGAGACUGCGAUAAGUUUGCGUGCAAGAAAAGUCGGUAUGUUUGAGAGGAUGUGCUUCAGUAUUAUGUUGUAUACUGCGGCAGAAAACAAGCGGAAUUGAGUCUCUGAGAUUGUGCAUUUGUUGUGCAUAACUUCCAAUAAGUAUUGUAAAUAAGAGAAUAAGAUUUUUACGAUAGAUCGUAAAAUUGUCAUUGCGCAGUCAUUCCUCAACUUAAUAUAUCUAAAAUGCUCAACUACUUAAGAAGAUAAGUCAAUUGUUUGUAUAAACAUACGUGAGACUGUUAAUUUUUUGCAUGUCCAACAACCGAUUGUUGAUGUAAUUAAGUGCCUAUUUAAUAUUUGUUAGAUAUAAAUUAUAGAACUAUACUAACUAUAUAUCUAUUUUGUAAAGAAUGGAAUCUCGAAGA